Lactuca saligna is the source of this 1686-nucleotide messenger RNA. The record is from the annotation of a GenBank genome assembly. NCBI's taxonomy places the organism in Eukaryota, Viridiplantae, Streptophyta, Magnoliopsida, Asterales, Asteraceae.
AUGACUGAGUCUAGAGAUAUCGGUGUGGCUCAGGGUUUAUCGAUUGAAUUCAUGGAGUCUGAUAAAGAGGAUGUCGUUUUUCUCGAUCGAGCUUCUCGGGCAACGAGAGGAAGACGGAUGACCAAAUUGGUUGAUGAGGAGAUUGAAGAAGAUGAUGAGUUCUGGAACCAAGAAGCUUUGAAAGAUGAAGAAGAUGAUACAAACUACGUAGAAGAAAAGGAGGUUGCAGAUGUUUUUGACAGUGACUUUGAUGAAGAUGAACCAGAGCCAGAGGCAGAAGCAGAAAAUGAGCCAGAUGAAAGGAAGAGGCCAAAGAAGAGAUUGGCAUUUCCAGGAAAGCAAUUGCCAAAAAAGAAGAAGAAGAAGGUUGUUUCAGAACCUGAUAGUUCUAAUGAGGAAGAACCAAAUGUUGACCAGUCAACGCCCCAAGAAGACCAUGAAGUUCCUGAUGAUACAGAAGUUGAGAAAACAACCAGAAAGUCAACAAGAACUUCAGUUAUUGUUAGGCAAGCUGAAAGAGAUGCAAUACGUGCAGCACUUCAAGCAACAAUGAAGCCAAUAAAAAGGAAAAAGGAAGGUGAGGAAAAGAGAAUGACCCAAGAAGAGAUGCUUCUGGAAGCUGCUCAAACAGAAAUUAUGAACUUGAGGAACUUAGAACGGGUGUUGGCAAGGGAGGAAGAAGUAAAAAAAAGAGCAAUUGUUCAUAAAGCUCACUACACAGGCCCUCAGAUACGAUAUCUUUCUAAAGAUGGUUAUACAUACCUUGAAUUUACAAAUGGGGUGUCAUUUCGAUCACAGAUUCCUACAUCAGCCCCUCCAUAUCCAGAGAAAGCUGUUUGUGUAGUUACAGGAUUACCUGCAAAAUAUCGUGAUCCCAAGACAGGUUUGCCUUAUGCGACAAAAGAGGCUUUUAAGAUUAUUCGUGAAAAGUAUUUGAAUGAUGGGAGUGGGAUUAAAGAGAAGAAUAGCAUGGGAGUGGUUUAUGAAUUGGCUUGUGGGGAAGGAGGAGGUUUCAGAAAAAAGAAGAGGAGAACAGUUAAUCCAAACAGCAAAGAGAAGUCUUAUAUGAGAUCAUUGGCUCGUUUUCGCCAGAUUCCAGCUUUUGAAUACCAAGACUCUGAAUGACACUGCAAACAUGGAGAGAGCUUUUUGCAUUGUUUGAAGAUGGCUUGGCUUCUAAUGUAUUUGAGUUGAGUUUCGGAAAUGGCUGGAAAAAGAAAGGCUGAUCAUGAUUAUCAAUUUUAGAGGGAAGUUUUAGUAUAUGCAUUCUUGUAAUGGUAGUGAUUGAUUCAGUCUUUUCGUUUCUACCAAAAGGCCUCAUCUCUUCUCUUAUGUGCACACAUGGUGACUAGUAUAAGAAUAAAUUACAGUUUUUGUUCUUGUAUAAAUUUGCAUUUCUUAUAUUUCAAUCUGUUGCUGCUUUUACUAUUUUUAAUCUAUUGAUGUUAGUUUUGUAAAAGACUGAAAUAGGUUUUGUAGCGUUUGGGAAUGCUAUGGUGAUCUUCAAGAAACCCUAAAUUAGUAUGAUCUUGGGGUUGAUUUGGAUAAGAAUGAUGGACUGUUACUUGUUCAGCUUGGGUUUUCUUUAAUUUGUUCUUUGUACUUUUAAUGUUUGAUAUGGGUUUUUUGUGGGUUAUGUGGCAAUAAAGGUUGUUGAAGAUUUGAAAAUGAAGCAAGAUUGUCGUU